Messenger RNA from Fulvia fulva, 1068 nucleotides. Its product is annotated as Zinc-binding alcohol dehydrogenase domain-containing protein cipB. The transcript is spliced from 3 exons. Gene Ontology annotation, molecular function: oxidoreductase activity, acting on NAD(P)H. The record is from RefSeq and is a predicted model, not a curated record. Lineage: Eukaryota; Fungi; Ascomycota; Dothideomycetes; Mycosphaerellales; Mycosphaerellaceae. The coding region runs from base 1 to 1068 and encodes 355 amino acids.
AUGAAGAGCACCGGCUUCUUCACCAGCUCCCCCAAGAACGUCGCUGCCUGGGCCUUGAAGUCGAAGGAACGACCAUUGACGGUCUCAUCGGCGCCAUACACCAAACCACCAAAGGGGCACGUCGUGAUCAAAGUCUACGAUGUCGCAGUCAAUCCGAUCGAUUGGAUUCUGCAAGAAGAUGAUAUCUUCAAAUCAAAGUACCCCACUGUCUUCGGUUCAGAUGCAGCCGGAGAGAUCUCCGAGGUGGCGGACGAUGUGAAAGACUUCCAGAUUGGGACCAGAGUGAUAGCCCACUGCUCCCGCGCCCCAGACUCCGACCUUCCCAGCGGCGCCACCGGAGCCUUCCAGAAAUACGUCGUAGUCCAGGCUUCAGCAGUAGCAGAACUACCCUACAAGAUUCCCUCCUCCACCGGCGUCGUCCUGCCCCUCGGAAUCUCCACAGCUUCCGCAGGACUCUACCAAAAGGACUUCCUAAACCUGCCCUACCCCGUCACAGACGACAAGCCCAAACCUCUCAACCGGACGCUCCUAGUCUGGGGCGGCAGCUCCAGCGUUGGAUCCUGUGCACUCCAGCUCGCUGUCGCAUCUGGCGUGGAAGUCGUCACGACAUGUUCUGAGAAUAAUUUUGAUUAUGUGAAAGGACUUGGUGCAGCGGCGGCGUUCGAUUACCGGGGAAAGGAUGUGGAGGACCAGGUUGUGAAGUGGUUGGACGGGAAGACGGUGGUCGGCGCCUAUCAUGCUGUGGGUGAAGGUGGUGCGCAGGCGGCUGCGAGGAUUGUGGAUCGGAGUAAAGGCAAGGCGAUUGUGGUGACGGUGCGAGGAGUGCCGGAGAAGGGGGUCCCGAGCAGUGUGAGGAUGAAAGCUAUCGGUGCCACGGCUAUCUUCUCGAACGAGGUCGGUCCCAAGAUCUGGCGGGAGUUCCUACCCAAGGCGUUGAAGAAUGGCACAAUCGUACCCAAACCAGACCCCAAAAUUGUUGGCGAGAAUCUCAGAUCGGUGCAGCUCGGUCUCGAUACGCAGAAGAAAGGUGUCAGCGCUGAAAAGGUAGUCGUGUCAUACAUAAAUUAA